AUGGAAAUUGAGAGAAUGAAGAAGCUGUUGCUCCUUUGGUGUGGAGCCAGAAGUAGCCGUAUGGCCCUCGUGGGUGGAAACCACACCGCAUCCAGGUGUGAAGGCAACAAAGCCAUGGAAUUUGCUCAUGGAGGUCGAACCAAGGAACAUAGCAAGAUGAAGCAAUCUCAAAAUGGUGACUAUGAAUUAAAUUCUGUUACUCUUUUGGUAAUUAAGCUUUCUGAUUUGCGGGUUUUGCACAUUGUAUCUCGCUCCUUGUUUUUGGUUGUGGUUAUUCUCACAUUACCCUGGAUUGGUUCCAUUUUGAAGCAAUUUUCUUCGACAGCUUAUUAUGAUGAUUUAUCUGCUGAUGAUUUUGUUUCUGAUAUAAUUGAUGUCGAAUUCUUGGAUUCUCUAUUGAUAGAUUUGGCCAAUGAGGGCCUUAUCAAGAAGGGCAAUAAAGCUCUCUUCGUUUGCUCUGGCAUUGGAGCUAUAAUUGAUGAUUCACGAUUCUUGAAUGCUAAUGAGAUUGAUUUUGUAUUGGGAUCUAAUCUGGGGCAACAUGUGUUGCUUCAUGAUGCAUCAUUUGAUUUUGUGUUUGCAUUUGGAUAUGAAGAUGUUGAAUCUCUUGAUAGCAUUGUGAAAGUUGGUGGAAUAUUGGUUGCUCAAUUGAGUGACUUUCCAAAUGAUAUACAAAAGCAAUUCAAUUAUAAGGUUGUUUAUCUUAGGCAAUAUCGUUCAACCAUUGUGGCAAUGAGAAAAACAAGUUUGACAAGUAAACUGGCGGGCUCCUCUGCCAAGAGGAAGCUCUUUGAGAUGGAAUCGGAGGCCAAGAAAGACGCGUUGAAUGGCUUAGAAGAUGUUUUACUUGAGCCACCAAGAAAAGUUUUUGCAAAAUCUACAAAAAGCAUGAGCAAAUUCAAUUAUUUUCCUGACUUAUUAGGGGAUUCAUUAGAAGAUUAUCCUCGUAGAGUUUUUGUUGAUGUGAGCCUGCAUGAGCAGAAGAAUGUUGUAAAGGCAUGGUUUAGUGAGAACUAUCCAACUAGGAAUCAAAAAUUUGAGACUUACAACAUAGAAAUGGUGUCUGAAGGAGUGUCAAAGAUGGUGUCACCAGGGAUUGAUGUUUCAAAUUGGUUGAUGAAGAAUGUAAAGGAAGAUGAGUUUGUUGUGAUGAAGGCAGAAGCAGAAGUGGUGGAGGAGAUGAUGCAGAGGAGGACGAUCAAUUUGGUGGAUGAACUGUUCUUAGAGUGCCAGAAUCAGUGGGAAGGAAAGAAGAGCAAGAGGGCUUAUUGGGAGUGUUUGGCUUUAUAUGGAAGGCUAAGAGAUAAAGGUAUUGCUGUGCACCAGUGGUGGGGUUAA
Jatropha curcas is the source of this 1338-nucleotide messenger RNA. The record is from RefSeq and is a predicted model, not a curated record. NCBI's taxonomy places the organism in Eukaryota, Viridiplantae, Streptophyta, Magnoliopsida, Malpighiales, Euphorbiaceae.